Molecule: messenger RNA, 417 nt
Organism: Colletotrichum fioriniae
Lineage: Eukaryota; Fungi; Ascomycota; Sordariomycetes; Glomerellales; Glomerellaceae
Source: RefSeq, a predicted model, not a curated record
AUGAGCGUUCAAGGCCCCAAAGGAGGCAGUCGAGGUGGCGACGAUGGCGAAGACGACAAAGAUCAGAAUCGCCGUAACACGAACAAAAACCUACCUAAAGACGCCGAUUGGUGGCAAGCAAUCCGCAUCGCGCCGCGAACGGAGGAAGAAGCAGACGCCAACGAUAGAACCAAUAAGUUCCUACAUGAAGCCGAUGACCAGCCACUGGACACGAGCUACACUUUCGACUCUAAGCAGACCUCCAGGAGCACAGAUGAUGAAAGCGAAACCGGUGACAAGGAAAGCUCUUCAUCUUCCACCGAGGACAACAAGAGCAAAGCAGACGAGGCAGGCGACAAGCAAAGCCUUGGCACUCCUGCCAAUGAGAGACCGGAGAGUCUUGACAAAGUAGGCGACAAGAAAUCUACUUCUUCCUAG